Sceloporus undulatus (fence lizard) is the source of this 8569-nucleotide messenger RNA. RefSeq names its product SRC proto-oncogene, non-receptor tyrosine kinase (gene SRC). Gene Ontology annotation, cellular component: extrinsic component of cytoplasmic side of plasma membrane. The coding region runs from base 591 to 2243 and encodes 550 amino acids. Gene Ontology annotation, molecular function: non-membrane spanning protein tyrosine kinase activity; growth factor receptor binding; ATP binding. Lineage: Eukaryota; Metazoa; Chordata; Lepidosauria; Squamata; Phrynosomatidae. The record is from RefSeq and is a predicted model, not a curated record. The transcript has 14 exons. Gene Ontology annotation, biological process: protein phosphorylation; bone resorption; innate immune response.
AGAAGCCCUUGCGGGGCGGAGGAGCCCCUUCCCCCCGUUGGGAAGCCCACCUUUGCCUCCAAGCGGGAGACGUCGUUUCCUCGCUCCCCGCUCAGUUUGGGAACCCUAAAGACAGCCAGCCCCCGCCGAGGGUUCCCCACUUUUGCCUCAGCCCCCAACAAGGAGGCGCCGCCGGGGAGCCAUCCUCCCGAAGCUGGGAAGCCAGAGAGGAAGCCAGAAAGGCCGACCCUGCAGGGCUGACCUUCGCCUUCCAAGCAGGAGACCCCGCCGGGCCCCUUCCUUCCCUCGGCCUCCCUCCCAGCCUGGGUCCCGCCUGAACCAGGGCCCGGAGCUCUGGUCUUCCCCUUGAGUCGGCUGCCUUGAAGCUCAGCCCAAACCCCUCCAAGCCUCCCCCGAAGCCCGCCCUCCUCCUCCUCCUUCUUCCCUUGCGACCAGCCUCAGUCUCUGCCCACAUUUGGGAAGAAGAAGGAGAAGAAGAGGAGGCAGAGAGACAAAAGCCGAGCAGGAAGGCUCUCCUCCUCGGAUCGCUCGCAAGGAAGGCGGCCGGAGGGAAGAGGAAGGUAAGCCGCUGCUCUGGGGAAGCUUGGGCCAUGGGGAGCAGUAAGAGCAAGCCCAAAGAUCCCAGUCAACGGAGACGCAGUCUGGAAUCCACAGAAAAUAUCCAUGGUGGCUGCUCUGCCUCUCAGACACCCAACAAGACCACUGUCCCAGAAGCUCAUCGGACACCCAGUCGUUUAUUUGGAAGCACAACACCAGAACCAAAACUCUUUGGAGGCUCAAAUACAUCUGAUACAGUCACCUCUCCUCAGCGCUGUGGAGCUCUAGCUGGCGGAGUCACUACAUUUGUGGCUCUCUAUGAUUAUGAAUCAAGGACAGAAUCAGAUCUUUCUUUUAAGAAAGGGGAGCGCCUCCAAAUCCUCAAUAAUACGAGAAAGGUGGAUGUCAGCAACCAGAUCUGGUUCAGAUUCAAAGGGCUCCAAAGGGAAGGAGAUUGGUGGCUGGCUCACUCUCUCACAACUGGUCAGAAAGGCUACAUCCCCAGUAACUAUGUCGCACCCUCAGACUCCAUCCAGGCUGAAGAGUGGUAUUUUGGCAAGAUAACUCGCCGAGAAUCUGAACGGCUACUACUCAAUCCUGAAAAUCCUCGAGGAACUUUCCUGGCAAGAGAGAGUGAGACAACGAAAGGUGCCUACUGCCUCUCUGUCUCAGAUUUUGACAAUGCCAAAGGCCUCAAUGUGAAGCACUACAAGAUCCGCAAGCUGGACAAUGGUGGCUUCUACAUCACCUCUCGCACGCAGUUCAGCAGCCUUCAGCAGCUGGUGGCAUAUUACUCCAAACAUGCAGAUGGCUUGUGCCACCGUCUCACCAAUGUCUGCCCAACCAGCAAGCCUCAGACCCAAGGCCUUGCAAAAGAUGCAUGGGAAAUUCCCCGGGAAUCCCUGAGAUUAGAGGUGAAGCUUGGGCAAGGAUGUUUUGGAGAAGUGUGGAUGGGGACCUGGAAUGGCACCACCAGAGUGGCAAUAAAGACUCUGAAACCUGGGACAAUGUCUCCAGAGGCAUUUCUACAGGAAGCUCAGGUCAUGAAGAAACUGCGCCAUGAGAAACUGGUGCAGUUGUAUGCUGUGGUUUCUGAGGAGCCUAUUUACAUUGUGACGGAAUAUAUGUGCAAAGGAAGCCUCUUGGAUUUCUUAAAGGGUGAGAUGGGCAAGUAUUUGAGACUACCUCAGUUGGUGGACAUGGCAGCUCAGAUCGCAUCUGGCAUGGCAUAUGUGGAGAGAAUGAACUAUGUUCACAGAGAUCUCAGAGCUGCCAACAUCCUUGUUGGAGAGAACCUGGUGUGCAAAGUGGCCGACUUUGGGCUGGCACGUCUGAUUGAAGACAAUGAAUACACAGCAAGGCAAGGUGCUAAAUUCCCCAUUAAAUGGACUGCCCCAGAAGCUGCACUUUAUGGCCGAUUCACCAUCAAGUCAGAUGUAUGGUCCUUUGGAAUACUACUGACUGAACUGGCCACAAAGGGCCGAGUGCCAUAUCCAGGUAUGGUGAACCGGGAAGUACUAGAUCAAGUGGAACGAGGCUACCGGAUGCCUUGCCCACCUGAAUGCCCAGAAUCUCUGCAUGACCUGAUGUGCCAGUGUUGGAGGAAGGAUCCUGAAGAAAGGCCUACUUUUGAGUACCUUCAAGCUUUCUUGGAGGAUUAUUUCACAUCAACAGAACCUCAGUAUCAACCAGGCGAGAACUUAUAAAUCUGGAAACAGAAUCAAUUGCCAAAGACUCAGUGCUGCUUCUACUGCAUAGGUGCUCAAGGGAGAGACUUUGAAGCAUACUUGGAACAUCUCUGAAGCACCUGCUGAGGUCUCUUCCUCAUUCUGGUGAUUCACUCUUCCUUCCAAGAAUGGUUCUGGGCCCCUUACAAAGCAGAUGUGGUGCCCUUGCCAGUUCUAGGUUAAUGAAGGCCUUGAUUGGUCAUGAAUUAGCAAAGUGACAUGGUUCCACUUCUUUAAUAUAAACUUUCAGUAGGCAAAAUUUCCCAAAAAAAGUCAGGUUAUUCCAGAAGCAAAGAGGCCAAGUGAAAACCAAGCGAUGCUGUUUAUGAAAGCCACCUACUUUCUGGAAAUCUGUCUUUCCACAAAACCACUCAUGACUACAAUCAGAAGGAACAUGACAGAUUUUAUUCUGAUGGCAAUGAUAUGCUUUGUUGGCUGUAUGACUUCAGUGCACUGUGUCAUCUCUGAGUGGUGAUGCUACAGAAUUCUGCCUUUUGGAUUCUGAUGGCUUUUGUUUUGUUUUGUUUUGUUUUUUUGCAUAUAAAACCAGCACAAAUUUCUCCGUUCUCUCCUGUAUCAAAUCCCACUGCCUGGAAGUGGACCAACUACUUCACUCCAAGAAAAAUUUGUAGCUCACUAAGAUUCUGGGCACUUCAUGUUUCCAUGUACCUGUGAACUUCUUUCUUUUUAUCUGCCACUGAGGAUGUCACUGUCUCACUGUACAUGCAGUCUUGUCCCAUUUGUGUAUGGUGCAGUUGCAGAUUUUAGCCAUAUAAUAAGCUGAACUGGAGAAGCUAGGCUUGCUUGAAAACUGUCAAUGUGCUGAAUUUGGUUAGUUUUUGGCCUCGGGGAGUCAGUGAAGAACUACAAGGAUUUCCUGGGGAGGCUGGUUUUGCUGUGAUACUUGUAGUGCCAGUGAUGACUUAUGUAUUUCUCAGGACUAUGUUAGAUAUUGGACUGUCUUCCAGUUUAGCAUUUCAGUCCAAUAAUGAGAGCCUAUUAAUAGAUUUCUUAGACCUGCUGGAAAAGAACCAUCCAGCAGAAUUGUAAGUCCUUCUUUUUCCUGUAUAUAAAAUACUACCAGCCCCUAAAUGCCAGUGUCCCCCACCCCAGUUAAGACUAGCAUUCCAUAUGGCAUUCUAAGAAUUAAUUGAGCACAUAGUUUAUUUUCUUUCUACAUUGCUACAUUUUAAUCUUAACUGGUUCUGGAGCUCCUUAGUGCCUCAGAAAGAUAAUACCAUUGCUGGACAAACUUUCCAGUUCCUGAUAUCUUACCUGUAUAUUAUGUAUCCUUGGCCUAAUCUCUGUACAGAAAUUGGAAUGCAGUUCCUUUCCCCUGCUAUGGUUUGUGACAUAGAUGAAGCAGGUCAAGGGUUCCAAUAAAGAAGACUUAGCAAUGCCCAUGGAGGAAAUCUUCAGAUUUUUUUUCUAGAGAGCAUAUGGCCUGUUUUCUAAGCUGUAUAUUAUCCUGAGGAUGAGCUUGUUGCAGAGAACGUUAAGUCGUUGAUUCAGUUAUCUGUUCUAGAAAGUACGCACAAGAGAAAACUACAUGGAGGUUCUUUGCACAGAAUGACUUUUUUAAAAAAAAAUCAGACUCUAUGUUUUUGUGUGAAGUCUGGUCAUGACCUGAAAAUAGUCCUUUGAUUGAUACAAAUCAUGCCAAAUGUCCUUGUUUUGCCUUUUGGCUUCUCCUCCCCACCAUUUUAAAGCCUUGUUGGCCAAAACAGUGGGAAAGCAGAAAAGAGGACUAAGCUACACAUUACAUGUAGCUGCAUAUACAUUUUCUGUAUUUUUAAAUUAAAAGCUAUCUUUGUUGAUGUGAAUUUUAGGAAGAUAAUAGUGUAUGUGGAGUGCUUCAUUUUAUUUUAUUUUUGCUAAUUUUUCACUCAAAGGUGCCCAUUCCAAUCUGCUUUCAAUUCAUAGGGGGAAAGCUAGUAUGGAUGUGGUUUUCAGAUGGAGAAACAGCUGGAAAGCAAAAGGACACAUGCACAUACAUGCAUAUGUACACACAAUAAUAUCACUGCUUUUCUAAAAACGCACAGCAUGAGAGGAUUUUUUUAAAAAGGAGAAGAGAUCUACACAACUAGAUGUGACAAUUAGUUUGGUCAUAACAUUCCUUCUUAUGGAUGCUUAGGCUUCUGCUGGAUCAGGCCCUCUGCAUCUCUUCUUCAAUCACUGGUUUCUUUUCAGGAACACAGUACUUGCAAGAGCUUUCCAGGCUCAUAUAUAUCCUGCUGUGCAUCAAAAGCUGUUUUAGCUGCAGCAAAUUGUAGGUUACAUUUGAGUUUGUGCAUACACAGCCGAUAUUUGGCAAUAUGUGCAUGGAGUAGGAGGAAGUUUCUAGUCUAGUCUAAGAUCCUGCUUCUUUAGUAUAGGCUCAAACCAUCAUGGACACCUGUAAUUAAUCCCAUCCACUAUUGGUCUUGUGACUUUCCUUGGCAAGAUUCACCCAGGGGAGCAAAAAUGCAGGUGAUUUGGCUGGAGCCUGCCUAUUACAUUAGUCUGUAAGCCAAGAAAUCUUCACCCUGGGGGUGGCUGGACAGAUGGAGUAACUAUAUGCAGCACGAUAGGAAAGACCUGAGAUGCACUCCAGGAACUGACAGGAGAGUUUAGGCUUUUGAGUCUUCCUAUUUCCUUAACUAGGGCAAACUGCUCUAUACAAAUAGAGCUGUACAUUUCAGAUUCCCAGCCUGAGAAAAUACCUCAGAGUGACUGAAAAUGCAGCUUCUCUGAAGCACUUGUGGUGAAGAAGUGUUUUUAAAUCGACAAGGUCACUGCAGUAUAUGAAGCAAGAUUUUUUUUCCCCCUGGAGAUAUGUGGAGCAUUCAGUUAAUCUUCCUUUUAUUCAAGCUGUUCUUACAAACAUUGUUACUGCACCAUCCCAUGUUUCUGGUGCCUAUAGUUUGAUAUUCCCAAUCCAGAGAAAUCUAGUUGUUUUCUUAAAAUCAUACUGAAAUAAUUAAUUCUUGUUAUUUGCAACUUUUAUCCCAUAUAAAAUCUCAUUUUCUGCCUCUGAUUACAGCUGGACUCCCGAACCUACAACCCAAGAGACAGCCUUUCAUCCACACAGCAUGUGAGAUGGUUUUGGAGUAGGCUUUAGAAUCUUGCUAUGCUUGCAAUAGAAGAGAUAAAAAAAUAUUAGGAAACCACUGCAGCAAUUUCUCUGAUGUGGCUUGGUGCCUGCUACAAGAGCUGUAUCAAAAAUGUAAGUGAAGGCAAAAACAGUAAGCCAAGCCAUAUGUAAAUUGAUCUGCCUUUUGUCUCACUGGAUACUUCCAAGGGGGUUUCAAAAAUUCAUCUGUAGUGCAGCAGUUUCUUUUUAUUGGGAGAAUUUCUUACCAGCUGUAAAUUAGCCCCUCUUUUGUACAUAGCCCUUUAGUCAUUUGAGUUCUUAGUGCUCAGUGGCUCUGAAUGUUGAAUUGUGCAUGUGAUUUUUACAGUCAUGAGAAUGUUUGUUGCAAUUAUACUUAGCUGAUGUUCAUUGUCUUUGGCUUAUCAUUUUAUUGUCUGUUUUUCAUGUCCAAAAUGUGGGUAUUCUCUGAUGUGCCAAAAGAAAAAGGGGGAAAGUCCAACGGCAGAAACAUUUUCAUAUAUCUGAUUAGCCUUCAGGGCCAACCUAUGUCAGGACUAUGAUGUUGUUUCCAAUAACUUGCCUAUUUUAGACAAAUAGGUGUUACAUUUUCCUAUCCAUUCUCUAUGGUGUCAUCUCAUAUGUACAAGAUGUAAAUAGUACUUACAAUCAGCUCAGUGUUAGGAUGAGGAGGUGUUUUGGACAUUUUUGCUCAGAAAGGUUUAAAGUAGAAAUCUGAUAACUCCACCUCAUGCAAGCAAGAUAAUGUGUGGAAUUGCUCAAACUAUGUAUUUGGAGUAUACAACCUCUUUCAGUGUUUCAGUUACAUCCCCAAACAUAUGCAGCAAGAAACCAAAAAAUGGUCUGAAGUGAUAAAUCCUCAUGUGCUUUUUCUUCCAUUCAGUUCUGUAACCAUGCCUGUGUGUCAGGAGAUUUGUGUAACAUAGUGAAGUUCCCAUUUUUGCACAAGCUCCUUCCCUAAAUAGUCUGGAUUGACAUUUUUCUGAUACUAAGAACCAGACUUCAAUAUCCGUUUCAAGGUAACUGAGCCAUUCUUCAGUCUUAUGCCAAGGUUAUUUGUGUGCCUCAAAACUACCAAAUGUUCAAUGCGUUACCAUAAAUAAUUUUUAAACUCCAUCAAUGGGUUACCAUAAGUUGAACAAUGGGAAGGCCCCAUAACCAUCCUUUCAACCAAUUGUUUUGUUACAUGCCCAGAUCCCUAUCUUCUAUAGAAUUCCUAACAGAAUUCUUACUUUCAUUGUGGUCGGAACAGGGUCUAACCUCCUUUCUCCAAUAUGACCAUGGUGUCUAUGGUACAUUGUGGAAGGCUGUUUCCAAGGUCAGCAGUUCUUCUUUGCCUUUCUGAAUCUCUUGCACUGUGUAUCAUAAUACCUUAUAUAUUUAUUUCUUCCCAAGCCCUUGAAACACAAUUGCUUUUUUGAAACAUUCCUUUCUCUGAUAUCUUGAAUUUCAGUUCUGGUGCCAUUUGAAUUGUAGGGAGAUCAUAUAGGUCAUUUUGUCCAACCUACCACAUUGAAUAGAAAAGGAGCUAAGCUGAACGUGAAGGAGACUGUCACUUUUCAACUCCUAAAACUUUCAGUUUCACUUCUUUUCUUUUCCGCUUUGAACAUUUCCUUGUUUUCAGAGAUGUGAUUGCUGCUGGACAUGAAUUAUUUUCUUCCUUUAGCCAUUUCUUAGGAUUCUAAUUUUUCAACAUAUACCUAAUUCCACUCAUUACCUUCAUUUAUUAAAGCAAAGUUUGUUGAAACACCAAUGUCAAUUGCCUUCAGGGUAAAGGACACUGUUUGAUAUUUUAUACUUGGUUAAAUUGCUCCAUCUACCAAGUUCGGUUAAUGCUUUCCACAAUAUGCAGUUUUAAAUGAUACAGUAAGAGGGUGACAGAGCUAUGUCACCUCUGACUCCAGGUGAAGACUCCUCAUUAGAAGAAAAAACCCUAAAAACUCUUCACAUAGAAAAUAGUAGAUGGGUAAGUCAAUACCUUUCCCUCUAACACCUCCACAGGAAAAGUAUGGUAGCAAGGCACAUUUUCUUAGGAGAGUUCCCACUUGCAGACUCCGUGGUUUUGGUUCACCAUCUUAGUCAGAAGAAUCUGGCCUAAAAAUUUCCUCUCUUAAAUCUGUGACUGAGCCAUUUCUCCGUUGUGUAAUAUUGCUGUAUUUUAAAAAGCACUCUUUAUUUGUGAGCAGGACUUGCAUUUGCAUAUUCAUGUUAACAGUUACAUGUGUUCAGGGUUUUUGUACAAGCUGGAACAGUUGUUUUAAAAGGGGAGAUUUUUCUCUCCAAGGAGAUGCCACUUUUGUUAUUAUUGCUGUUUAAUUAAAUAUGGAGAGAAGUCCCUUUUGCAGAAGGGAAAGAGGUUACUGCUAUUUUGUGCCAAUGACUCUUGUAUAACUUAUAUGCUUUAUUUUUAAAUGUCUGCUACCAAGGAGGAACAGCUUCUUGGCAAAUACAAAAUGGAACAUAUACCAAGCUGGGGGUGGGGGGAGCUUCAACAUGGAAGUGAAAACCAGGGUUUGUGUAUGACUCUGUACAUAUAUAUGUAUAGAUAUUAAUGUAUAAAGAUUCCUUUUUUUCCAAGUAUGUACAUUUUUUUAAAAAAAAUCAAGACAAAUAGGUCUGUUUAAAAUCUCUUGGUUUUGGUAUAGCAAUAAUGAUGAUGAAUACUAAUUUAAAUGAACAGUGUACUUAAGUCUUAAUUUUCUUCUUUGUCAUCAGGAAAGUUUUGAAAGAAAAAUACAGAAUACAGGUGGGGUUUUUUUUGUGAACUUCCCAACUCAUUUUGUAGAUGUAGAAUCUUUGCUACAUACAAAAGAUGCUUGUGCAGUGAAAUACAGGCAGUUUUAGGAUUGGAGAUCAACUGACCUUUGCAAGGAAUAUACGAACUGAGGGAAGCAUUAAAAGAGCUUCCUGUGGUGGUGUUUAUUGUCCUUCUUUAUAUUCCCUUCAUUUUUGUAAAGCCCACAACAGAGGAAUUUGAGGCUCUGGCAUUGCUUGAAUAACAUUGAAACAAGUCCAUACAUGGAUUUCUUCUGCUAUUAUCAUUCUUUUUUAUAAACACACAUACACAUACGCACGCGCACAUACCCUUUGUAAAGUCUACAGAUAACUAUGCAGAGAAUGUGAUGCUUUUUCUCAUUUUCCCUUGCCUUUUUAGUGUUUGAGUACUUAACUCUUUUUUAAAAAAUAAAAUGUUUUGAAAAUGACAUUUCCUAAA